AUCGAUCAGUCAAUUUGGUAGAGAGAAGAUAAGAGAUAUAUAAAUAUAUUAUAUAAAGAGCCUGACUGAUCAGCCUAAUUAGCAAAGAGCAAAAUACCGCCGGCCAUACGUAUAUGUCUAUGAUGAACACUAUUAUUAAUGGUGAUGGUGGUGGUGCUGCUGCUGCUUCUGCUGCAAGUGCAAGGGGUACUGUUAGCAAGAGAGUCCCCGGGAUGCCAUUGAUCAGUGGACGGAACAAGGACAGAGAUCAUGAAGAUCUUAUUCUAUUCCGGGAGUUGCACAAACGCCAAAAAGAACGAAAUAUUCUCAGCCUCCUCCAACCUGUUUCUGAUGAGUUUGAGCCCACUGGAAAUUAUCAGCUCUACAGAACUGCAGCUGCCCAGAAAGGAUCUGGAUUUGAAUUUCUUGCUGAAAACGACAAGAACGAUUAUGAUUGGUUGAAAACACCUCCCGCCACUCCUCUUUUUCCAUCUCUAGAAAUGGACACAAAUGGACCUGAACUCGUCAUUCAAAGGGAAAUACCAAUCCUCCAGCCUCUUUCACGGUUUGCAGGUGGCAAUUGCAACUCAGAGACAGUUGAGCGAAGAAAUGGCCAUGGGAGGCCAAAAUCUCCACACCCAAAACAGGAAAUCCCCGUCAUGAUCCCAAGCCAAAGACGAAGUAGCAGCAGCAGCACAGUAUCAUCGAACGUUAACGCCCAAACAAAAAACAGUAGCAAAGCAAGAGCAAGAGCGGUACCAGCAGUAGUUAAUCAUCAUCUCAACCAGAAAGCAGCCGUUGAGUCUGACGGUGACCUCGCAAGAUUAAAAAGGUCAGCAAAUAAUAAUAAUAAUAAUAAUAAUAAUAUGGUCAAUGAAAGUAGUAAGGCCAAUAAUAUCGACCAAAAAGAUGGAAGCCGUAGUAGUACUAGUGGUGCAGCUGCUGCAGAUUUUGUUUCGUCGAGCAGGGCCAUAGAGGAAGGAGUGAAAAUGGUAUAUUCAAAAGCAAAGCCAACAACAGCUAGUAGUACAAGCACUAGAAGAGGUGGAGUCUCCAUUGUGUCAUCGUCGACUCAAAUUGCGGCUGGCAUUUGUAACGAAAAACCUCCUCCUAAUCUGAGGACAGAACAACGCUCGACAUCUGCUAGCACCACACGAGGACGAGGUCGAGCCAGCGCGUCGACGCACCAGAUACAGAAAGCAGCUGAUCAUCAUCAACCUGCCGCAAAACUAUUACCAAGGAGGCAAUCAUGCUCACCAAGCGUCUCUAGGGGUCGGAAAGUAGUGGAGGUGCAGGAGGAGGCUACUACUACUAGUCUAAAAGGAAGAAUUCAAUUUCAAACAGGAAAUGGAACGCAAGUUUUGGGAAGUAGAAUGGUGCAGAGAGUGAUGAAUGCUAGAAAAUCAGUUACUCGUGAAUGUCGUCAUGAAGAAAAAGAUCAUAAAAAGCCCAAUUCACGGUUUCCCAUUCGUGAAAGCUCUGGUUUUGGAAGAAUAUUGCACGGCACGGCACUGCCUAAUUAAUUUAA
Molecule: messenger RNA, 1507 nt
Organism: Prunus mume (Japanese apricot)
Lineage: Eukaryota; Viridiplantae; Streptophyta; Magnoliopsida; Rosales; Rosaceae
Biological process (GO): cortical microtubule organization
Cellular component (GO): cortical microtubule
Source: RefSeq, a predicted model, not a curated record